Molecule: messenger RNA, 1402 nt
Organism: Sphaeramia orbicularis (orbiculate cardinalfish)
Lineage: Eukaryota; Metazoa; Chordata; Actinopteri; Kurtiformes; Apogonidae
Product: annexin A13-like
Exons: 11
Coding region: 135-1085 (316 amino acids)
Cellular component (GO): nucleus; plasma membrane; cytoplasm
Molecular function (GO): calcium-dependent phospholipid binding; calcium ion binding; phosphatidylserine binding
Source: RefSeq, a predicted model, not a curated record
CGGUGACGUCAGCUCUGCAGGACCGCGUCUGGAGUCGACACGCAUCACAUCUACAGGACGCACAGACCAACACUGUAGCACAAAAAACACACACAACAACUGCACUAGAGCUGGAGAAACCAGUGUGGAAGAACAUGGGAAACGUACAGCCCACCAUAGUCCCAUAUGAAGACUUCGAUGUUACAGCUGAUAUCAAGGCCAUUCGGAAAGCAUGUAAAGGUUUAGGUACAGAUGAAGAGGCCAUCGUCCAGAUCCUGGCCAAUCGUUCUGCAGCUCAGCGCCUGGAGAUCAAACAGGCCUACUUUGAAAAGUAUGACGACGAGCUGGAGGAGGUCCUGAAGAAGGAGCUCACAGGCAGUUUUGAGAACGCCACCAUGGCCAUGUUGGACCCUCCACAUGUUUUCUUCGCCAAGGAGCUGAGGAAGGCCAUGAAGGGGGCGGGGACUGACGAAGCCGUACUGGUGGAGAUCCUGUGUACAGCAACCAAUGAGGACAUAUUGAGCUACAAGGAGGCCUACACUCAGGUGCAUGAGCGUGACCUGGAGGCGGACGUCGAAGGCGACACCAGUGGAGAUGUGAGGAACCUGCUGGUGUCACUGCUGCAGGCCAGCAGAGAUGAGGGCUAUGAGGUGGAUGAAGCCUUAGCUGAACAGGAUGCCACAGCUUUGUUUGAGGCGGGUGAAGGCAGGUUUGGCACCGACGAGUCCACGUUCAGCUACAUCCUGUCACACAGGAACUACAUGCAGCUGCAGGCCACCUUUAAAGUCUACGAGUCUCUUUCAGGAACAGACAUUUUAGACACCAUUGACUCCGAGGCCACUGGGACUCUGAAGGACUGCUACAUUACUCUGGUGAGGUGUGCCAAGAACCCGCAGCUGUACUUUGCCCGACGCCUCAAUGCAGCGAUGAAGGGACUGGGCACCGAUGAGGACACGCUCAUUCGCAUCAUCGUGGGCCGAUCAGAGAUCGACCUGGAGACGGUGAAGGACAUGUACCUGGAGAAGUACGACGUUACCCUCAAAGACGCCCUGGAUUCCGAGUGUGGCGGAGACUUCAAACGCCUCCUCAUCGAGAUCCUGCACUAAAGCCCCUCCCCUUCCUCCUACUGGCCUUAACCAACACGACAUGUAUUCAUUCUGUCUCCUCAUACUUCUCACUUCUUCUUCUUCCUCAUCUUACUCCUUCCAACAUUCUCAUCCCUUUGUCCACGUUUCUAUCAUUCUAUCUUGUCAUUCAUAGGGACAGGUAGUUCUCUUCGCAGCACAGACCAAAAACCAACUCAUUAUUAUUAUACAAUGUUCGAUGUAUGUCAGUGUAUAUUUAUACUUUUUAACCCAUAAAGACCCAAACAGCCGCUGGUGACCAAAUUAUCUACCGAUCUAAACUGUUUAAUAACUUCUGA